CCCAGCAACAAAAGGAAAAAGGAAAAGCAAAGAGGGAAAUUUUGGGGAGCCCUCUUCAUUGAUCAAGCUAAUUGGAACUCCUAAUUUUGCAAAAACCCUAACGAGAGCUGAUCCAAUGGAGGAGGAACUAGUAGACGAAGGACUUCGUAGCCGGCGUAGGUUAGUCCAGGCGACGCUGUUUCCGAACAGUGGGAAGCAAAUUCCAGUUAAAGGAGGAGCUGAAGAAGAAGAAGAGGAUGAGGAGGAAGAGUGGUGUGAGAGCCAAGAAAAUGGCAAUAAGACGAAAGGAAAGCAGAAGAAGAAGAAGAGAAAUUCCAAGACAACAACACCGCAAAGUCACUCGCGAGCUUCUAAGAAGGUUGCUCUAAGUGGUAAAGAAACUUCAAGCAAGGAAAUUCCUGAUGGAGAUUCUCCAGUUACUAUCAAAACGGAUUUCUUUCUAAAGAUUUCAGAGAGAAAGAAUCAGAAGAGACAGAGACAUGAGCAGCUAAACAUUGGAUCACCUGAAAAACUCCUAAAAUCUUGCUCACCUCCUGCAAAUAAGAAGACUCCUCGGUCGAAGAAGAAGCUUGCUAGCUCAACACCAAAGAAAUGCCAAUUGGAUGUCACGGGAAGAGAAGAAGUGCUGAUCAGUGGAUCAAUGGAAACAUGUUUGGUUCCACGUAACCUUAUGCAAGAUGAAUCAAUGUUACACUCGAUGCCUGAUCUCCGAAUGGAGGCUAGAAAGACAGCUGAGGAGGAUUCCCGCAGAUAUGCAGGAAAACAAAUACAUCCUUUUUUUCAAUCCUGCAAAAUGGGUAAGAAAAGCCAAGAAGUUAUUGAUGUGGAGAGUAACUGGUACUCUUCUGAGGAGGGGAAAAGCCUUUCUUUCAGCCCUAUUCAUGUAUUUGAAAUAGUUACGGAGGAUGAAACUGCCUUUGAUUGGGGUCACUGGAUCUUUUCUGAAGCUUCUUUUCUCGAUAAUGAUGUUGUGCUAGAAUGUGGAAGCUCUUCAUUCUCUGAAGGUUCCUUCACCUUGCUGCAAUUUGAUAACUUUUCUUGCAUCUCUUAUCCGAAGAAAACAUUGUCACAGCAAAACAAGAUUGAAUUGAAUCAGCCUACUAUUUCACAAGAUGAAGUGGUUUCUGAUCAUUCUUCUAGAGAAACAAAAUUAUAUCCUGCAGCAUUAUCCGUAGUUGCUGAGGAACAAGUCAGCCACUGUGAGCAGCUAAAGAAGGCAGAAGUUGCAAAUGUAGUGGACACAGUUGACUCCCCCCAAAAUAACCUCAGUUCAGAUGCCAAGAAGCAAGGUAGAUUUUUUCAAGAAAGGAUAGUAUCUGACUACCAGAUCAGUCCCACUCGGCCCAAAAGUUGUCUAUGGACAAACAAAUAUCAGCCUGAGAGAGCUUUUCAGGUAUGUGGUAAUAGCGAGCCAGUGAAACUUUUAAGUGAUUGGCUGCAUCUUUGGCAUGAAAAAGCUUCUCGCACAAGCAAACCAUGCAUUCUUAGUGAUAGAGUUACUCAAGACUCCUUUGACAGCCUGUAUGAAAGUGAAGCCGACUCUACAAAUGAAGAACAGCUGAAGAAUGUCCUCUUGGUAUCUGGACCAGUUGGGAGUGGGAAGUCGGCUGCAAUUUAUGCCUGUGCUAAAGAACAGGGAUUUCAAGUUAUUGAGGUCAAUUCUUCAGAUUGGCGAAACGGUGCUCUUGUAAAACAGAAAUUUGGGGAGGCUGUAGAAUCCCACUGGCUUCAAAGGAUUCAAAAAGAUCCAGCGUAUGUGGAGGACAAACUAGUGUCUGGUGGUGGAGUUAUUGAAGUGAUACCUUUGUCUGAUGAGGAAAAUGCUCCAACUGCCUGUGGAGUGCAAAGGAAACAAGUCUGGAGGGAGGAGAUAACCCCUAAUCAUCAGGGUGAAACUAAGACUCUAAUCCUUUUUGAGGACGUGGAUACCGCUCUCUGUGAAGACCGUGGUUUUGUCUCUACCAUUCAACAACUUGCGGAGACCGCAAAGCGGCCCAUGAUAUUAACUAGCAAUAGUGACAAUCCGGUGCUCCCAAACAAUUUAGAUAGGCUACAGGUGUGCUUUGCGCUGCCAUCUUUGAAGGAGCUCCUUGAACUUGCACACAUGGUUUGUGCUAGAGAACAAGUUAAAAUUCACCCAAUGCUGGUAGAGGGGUUUGUCAAUUAUUGCCAUGGAGAUAUUCGUAAAACUAUUAUGUAUCUCCAGUUUUGGUGUCAAGGCCAAACUUUGAAGAAAGAUAAUGACCUGCAGCUAAGAUAUAGUCCUCUUCAGUUUGAUCUAGAAGCUGGUCAUCUGCUACUACCGAAAAUUAUCCCUUGGGAUUUCGCUUCUCCGCUAUCGGAACUUGUGGAUGAAGAGAUAACUAAGUCGAUGAGGGUAGAUGAAGAAAGAUACUGUACAAAUGAGGAAGCAGAAGAAGUCGAGCUAAACAAUAUUACAGAAGAGAACAAUUCUAGGGAUCUUGAUAUGGGUGCUAACAAUGUUGAUGGAAAAAAGGACGCAAUGUUGACCUUGCUCUACUCAUUUCAGGAUCAUAACGAAUGUACUUUGUUUGGUACUAACUCAGAAUUUUCUGAUGCCUCUGAAUCACCGAUUGCAUUCACUCGAAGAAAUACACUGAGAAAACUUGAUAGAGUUAUGUCUUCAGAUUCAGAAGAAGAAUGCAGCAGAGUUCCCGUAUCGUUAGAUCAACCUGAGAUCGGAAAUGAAGAGAUUGAAACAGCAUGCAGUUCACCCUCCCAUUUUUCAGCCACUGAAAUCUCCUGCAGUUUACCAACAGAGAAUUUUCAUUUCAAAGCAAAGAGGUUGAAAAGAAAUUAUUUGGAGACAGCUGAUUAUUCUACUGUGAAUGUUGUAAGCAAGUCAGUGAAUGUUUCCUGUGUGCCAGAGUCAUCAUUCAUCCCUGAGACUCAGCUUACUAUUGAUUCAGAAUUAAUUUCAAGUACAGAGUCAUAUAAUGAUGUUGAUGUCAAAGUUGAGGCAAAUUAUUGUAGCAAUCUGUCCCUUCCAAGUAUGUAUUCUCUCAAGGUUGAGAAACUUGAUGAAAAUAUUCUUUUAUCUUCUGAGUAUCAGGAAUUGCAGGGUUGUAGUUCUGAUAGAAUAACGAAAUCAAUUCCUGGAGAGGUCGUGGAGCAUUUUAAUGGACAAUGCAUGGAGGAUGUUCCAAGUGGAUAUCGGGUGUUGGAUGAGUGUAGCCGCAUGGACUUCAUUAAAAGUUCUACAUCCUUUAAGACUACUGUGGAGUUUAACCUGAAUACUUCUGUACAAGAUACUUGGAAGAGACUUCGUGAAGGUUACCUGGAUCUGAGACAGUAUAUUACCCCAGAGCAGAAAGAAGCUUCUCAAAUUCUCAAUGUUGCUCAUGAAAUGAGUGAUUUAAUUUCAGUGGCUGAUUUAUUACUUGCUGACUGCAAACACCUCCUCUACGAUUCGUUGGAGCCUUCAAUGAUCCCUAUCGAAGAAUCACAUUCGUAUAACUGGCAUGAUGACCAGUUGCAGAUGUCAUCAAUUUUUGCUCAACACGGAGUUUGCCUUUUUGCUAAAGAAAUUGCUUCUCUCGGACCGAACACUGCAUCUGUAUAUGAGGUGGAUUUGGCCUGGGAGAUGUUGACAUCCACAAACAGUACAAUGGCUCUGGGAAAGAUGGUUGGACAGAGUAGGAGAAAACAUGAGGGUUUGCAUUUAAGGCUACCGAGAACCUGUCAUUCCUUCAGAAGCAAAGCGGAUCUGAAUGCAUACAACUUACUUCAAUCUGUUGUUCCCUUGCGCUCACACAUUGCACUGAAAGGUGAUUCAUUUCACGAAUAUCUGUCUUCAUUGAGCCAAAUUUCUAGAUUUGGAACCACCCGGUUAUCGGAAAGCAUCGGCAGGAGAAAACAGAGAAGGGCACGAGCUGCUCAACACUACCUGAGUUCUGGUAGAUUAGCAUUGUCUCAAGAUGACGUCUCAUUACUUGGUCAAUAUAAUUGUUACCAGAAAGUUUCACCAGGGUCUGGGACUUAAUGUACAUAUAAUUUAGUGGAGAUGGCUUC
This is a messenger RNA of Nicotiana attenuata, 4032 nucleotides long. RefSeq lists its product as uncharacterized. The record is from RefSeq and is a predicted model, not a curated record. The transcript has 18 exons. Bases 116 to 4003 code for a protein of 1295 amino acids. Gene Ontology annotation, biological process: DNA repair; mitotic DNA replication checkpoint signaling; DNA damage checkpoint signaling. Gene Ontology annotation, molecular function: chromatin binding. Lineage: Eukaryota; Viridiplantae; Streptophyta; Magnoliopsida; Solanales; Solanaceae.